This is a messenger RNA of Salpingoeca rosetta, 1103 nucleotides long. RefSeq lists its product as uncharacterized. Gene Ontology annotation, molecular function: protein binding. Bases 85 to 1044 code for a protein of 319 amino acids. The transcript is spliced from 4 exons. The record is from RefSeq and is a predicted model, not a curated record. NCBI's taxonomy places the organism in Eukaryota, Choanoflagellata, Craspedida, Salpingoecidae.
GCAGAGCUGAUGGAUGAAGGUGAGGGGGAAACGGGUCGCUGGUUCAGUCACGGCUCAUAAACAAGCAAGCAAGCAAGAAGAAGGAUGACAAUUCAGGACAACAUUGCGGAACAGCUGGAGGAGUGCGAGUCGCUGCUGUGCAUCUUCGAGGAUGAGGGCUCAUUGACUGUGGACGCGGACGCCGUCAGCCGCUUGUCGGAUUGGCGGCGUGCGUUGGAGACGGCCACUGCCCACACCACCGGUGCGGGGGAUGGGGGUGACAAUGCGCAGCGCCACUCUAGCAAAGGACAGCAGCAGCACCCGCCAGCAACAUUGACAUUUGUGGCAAAGGUGAACACGGAGCACGCAGGCAGUGUGGAAUUGAACAUCACCCUGCCGCCCGAGUAUCCGGCUGAGGCGGGCCCUCAGCUGUUGGUGCGCUGCCCAUCACACUCGCGUGCCGUGUCCGAUGCAUUACAGCAGCGCCUGCUGACCCUGGCUGCAGAUGAGUUUGCAGGGGACUGCUGCUUGUUCCAGCUCAUCGACGCCGUGCCACAGCUGGUUGAGGAGGUGGUGGAAGAAGUGAGCGCCGCAGAUGGCCGCAGCAACGGCGACAACAGCAACGUGGAUCAAGACACUUCCCAACGUGGAUCGAGCAACACAGGCAAGCACGACGGCUUCAUGCGCCAGUUCAUCUACUUUCAUCACAUCUACAACAAGUCCAAGCGACGAGACAUCCUCGCACACGCACACGAACUCGACCUGAGCGGCUUCUCUGUUGUCGGCAAGCCGGGACUGGUCUGCAUUGAGGGCGUGGAAGCGAACGUCAUCGACUACACCCAUCGCCUUCGCCGCCUCCCCUGGCAGAAGAUGCAAGUCAAGGUGACGCAGACAGUGGCGACCAGUGAUGUUGAGAGCGAGCGCAAGUUCCCGCGCAUGCACGAGCUGAUUGUCGACGCGCACGGACAGCGCGGGAACCAUGCGGAUAUGGGCCAGGUGCGGCAAUAUCUCGAGGAGCACGGCCUUGGCGACGUCUUUACACACAUCUUCGCUGUCGGCAGCUAGCUAUCUAGUUUCCCAUGUUUGUUUGUGUGUGUUUGUGUGUGUGUGUGUGUGUGUGUGUG